Molecule: messenger RNA, 6150 nt
Organism: Lathyrus sativus (Indian pea)
Lineage: Eukaryota; Viridiplantae; Streptophyta; Magnoliopsida; Fabales; Fabaceae
Source: the annotation of a GenBank genome assembly
AUGGACACAGAAAGAUCAAUAGAAGACCAAUUCUCCAAGCUACAUCCCUCUUUACCAGAAAACACGAGAAUCGGAAUAAUCGGUGCCGGUCCAAGUGGCUUAUCAGCUGCUUAUGCAUUAGCCAGACUUGGUUAUAAGAAUGUUACAGUUUUGGAGAAGCAUCACACAGUUGGUGGCAUGUGUGAAUCAGUAGAAAUUGAAGGAAAUGUUUAUGAUUUGGGAGGACAAGUUCUCGCUGCAAGCAGUGCUCCGGUCAUCUUUCACUUGGCGAAAGAGACAGGUUCAGCCUUCGAAGAAAUGGAUUCUCACAAGCUUGCUGUUGUUGAUCCUUCAUCAGGAGAAUAUCAUGAUAUUAAAGUUGCUGAUGAUUAUGUAUCUGUUAUGUCACUUACAUUGGAAAUACAAGAAAAAGUGAAGAAUUGUGGUCGAAUUGGGGUUCAUGCUGUUAGCGACAUUGCUUCGGACUUAACUCCGGAGUAUCUAGAGUGUCAUGGACUCAAAUCUGUUCCUAAAUCUGUAGCUUAUGGUUACACUGCUUCGGGGUAUGGGUUUGUUCAAGACACGCCUUAUGCAUACCUUCAUGAAUUUACUCGAACGUCAAUGGCUGGAAAAAUUCGACGAUUUAAAGGUGGAUAUACAAGUCUUUGGAAGAAGAUUGCUGAAUCACUUCCUUUGAGACUUAUAUGCAACACUGAAGUAUUGUCAAUCAAGCGAUACUCAGACAGGGUCGUGGUUUGUAUCAAGAACAUAAAUGUAGUUGACUCAUUGGAAUUCGAUAAGAUCAUAAUUUCUGGUUCAUUUCCAUUAAACUAUGGAAAAAUUUACGGAUCGCCUUCUACUUUCAUAGAAUGCGAAAAAGAAGUAAUGGAUGCAACUGACCUUGAAAAGGAUUUAUUCAGCAAAGUCGAGACAAAUGAUUACUACACCACUGCUUUGAAGAUCAAAGGGCUAGAACAUUUUCCUAUUGGAUUUUAUUAUUUUAGUAAAUAUAUGGAAGAUCCCAGCACAAUUGGAAAUCCAGUAGCAAUGCAGAAAUUUUAUGAUGACAGUAAUAUAUUCUUGUUCUGGUCCUAUGGAAACUCGGUUGAUAUUAAGGGACCGACUGUCAAGGAGCUUGCAAUGAAGACAGUAGAAGCAAUGGGAGGAGAAGUCGAGAGUUUCAUUCUUCAACGUUGCUUUAAAUAUUUUCCUCACGUUAGCAGCCAAGAUAUGAAAGAAGGAUUCUAUGAAAAGUUGGAGUCGGAGCUUCAAGGAUCAAAUCAUACUUAUUAUGUAGGUGGGCUUAUGGCAUUUGAGCUUACAGAAAGGAACUCAUCUUAUGCCAUGGCUCUAAUUUGCAAGAACUUUGCCAAUAGAAAUGAUUUGCCAACAUUUCCUUACACUAAGAAUUUGUUUCCCUUACAAACUGAGCUACAAAAGAAGAACCCUAGAGAAUUAGAUGAAUUGCCAGAAGUGAAAUUUCCUAAUUUGCCUACAUUGAAUAGCUACUUAAAGUACUGGGGGACUCAUCCAAUCACUCAAAAUAGGACUCUUUAUACAUGGAUUAAUGAAGAAGGGAAUCCGGUGAGCCGCAGGACCUUUGGAGAACAACAUUUUUAUUCUUCUUGUGUUGCUCAUAAGCUCUUGACAAGCCAAAAGCCAGUUAUCAAGCCCGGUGACCGAGUUCUCCUCAUCUACAUCCCCGGUUUAGAUUUUGUAGAUGCGUUCUUUGGAUGCAUAAGAGCUAAAGUCUUACCAGUUCCAAUUAUUCCCCCGGAUCCUAUGCAAAGAAGUGGACAGGCUUUAAUGAAAAUUGAAAGUGUUGCAAAAUCAUGUGGCAUUGUCGCGAUUUUGUCAACAAAAGCUUAUCACUCAGCCGUCCGUGCAGGUUCAUUGAAAAAUUUACUAUCACUGAAAAAUGGGAAGUCAUCCGGCUGUUGGCCAAAUCUUCCGUGGUUGCAUACUGAUGCCUGGGUUAAGAAUUCUAAGAACAUUGUUUUGGAGCAUCUUGAUGAUCAAAACGAACCACAUCCUGACGAUACAUGUUUCUUGCAAUUUACCUCGGGAUCAACUGGUGAUGCUAAAGGAGUCAUGAUAUCUCAUGGAGGACUAAUUCAUAAUGUGAAGUUGAUGCAAAGCAGAUACAAAAGUACCUCGAGGACUAAACUGGUAAGUUGGCUUCCUCAGUAUCAUGAUAUGGGGCUUAUUGGAGGACUCUUUACCUCUCUUGUUAGUGGUGGAUCUGCGAUUUUAUUUUCACCAAUGACAUUUAUCAAGAAGCCAAUGUUAUGGCUUGAAAUCAUCAGCAAGUAUCAAGCAACUCAUAGUGCCGGCCCUAACUUUGCCUUCGAGUUACUGAUUCGAAGAUUAGAGUCUGACAAGGAUAAGAUUCGGAACUUAGAUCUUUCAUCUUUGGUUUUUCUUAUGGUUGCGGCUGAACCAGUGAGACAGAAGACCUUGAAAAGAUUCAUUGAAUUAACAACUCCUUUCGGCUUAUCUCAAAAGGUGAUGGCUCCUGGAUACGGCUUGGCAGAAAAUUGUGUGUUUGUAAGCUGUGCAUUUGGAGAAGGUAAGCCUAUUAUUGUUGAUUGGCAGGGAAGAGUUUGUUGUGGGUAUGUUUGUUCAGCGGAUAAAGAUAUCGACAUUAGAAUUGUUGAUCCAGACAGUUGCGAAGAGUUUCGUGAAGACGGGACGGAGGGAGAAAUCUGGAUUAGUAGUCCAAGUGCAGGAGUAGGAUACUGGGGAAGGGAAGAAUUGAGUCAGAAAACUUUCAGGAAUGAACUUACAAAUCAUCCCGGACGUAACUACACUAGAACCGGAGACUUGGGACGAAUAAUAGAUCAGAAGCUAUUCAUCACUGGAAGAAUCAAGGAUCUUAUCAUUGUUGCAGGAAGAAACAUUUACUCAUCUGACGUGGAAAAGACAAUUGAGACUUCAUCUGAAUUUCUUCGUCCUGGUUGCUGUGCUGUCAUUGGUGUCCCUGAGGAAAUUCUAUCAGCAAAAGGGAUUUCCAUUCCAGAUGGCUCUGAUCAGGUUGCCUUGGUUGUGAUUGCAGAAGUAAGGGAUGGUAAGCCAGUUAGCAAAGAUGUGAUCGACAACAUAAAGAUGCGUGUGGCAGAAGAACAUGGAGUUAGUCUUGCUUCAGUCAAGUUGAUAAAGCCUAGAACCAUCAGCAAAACAACAUCGGGAAAGAUCAAGAGAUUUGAAUGUAUCAAACAAUUUACAGACGAGACACUGCACUUGGUACCUCUACGUACAAAACCUAUGAUGACAAAGAAAUCUAAGGUAUGGUCAUUUACUACAUCAACAUGCAGAGCAGAAAAACCAUUCCAGCUCCAGCUAGUAAAAAGUGCACCUGCAGAUAGUAAGAGGAUCAAUAAAAAUGACAUUGUAGAGUUUCUGAAAGUUCUUAUUUCUGAGCAGACUGGAGUACCAAUCAACAACGUCUCAGUCACAGACAACCUCACAUCCUACGGAAUUGACUCAAUUGGUGUCGUUAAAGCAACUAAGAAACUCUCAGAUUUUCUUGGAACACCAGUUGCAGCUAUUGAUGUUUUCACUGCAUCGUGCAUCCUUGAAUUGGCUAGCUUCUCAGAGGAUCUUCUGUCAAAGACUCAGCCUCAGAUAGUGAGAAGUAUACCUGUCCCUGUUAAAAGGAUCAACAAGAACGACAUCGUAGAGUUUUUGAAAGUGCUUAUCUCUGAGCAGACUGGAGUACCAAUUGACAACGUCUCAAUCACAGACAACCUGACAUCGUAUGGAAUCGACUCAAUUGGUGUGGUUAAAGCAACUCAAAAACUCUCAGAUUUUCUUGGAACACCAGUUGCAGCAAUAGAUGUUUUCACUGCGUCAUGCAUUCAAGAAUUGGCUAACUUCUCGGAAGAUCUUCUAUCAAAAACUCAGACUCAGCUUUCAAACAAUCCAUCCGAGGUUCUAGAAGUGGAAAUUGAUUCAACUGAAUCAGUUGUGGAGGUGUCCAAGUCUCGCCAGUUGGGUAUCCGUUUACUUCAAUUCCUGGCUCUUAUUUAUAUAUCAAUCAUGCUGGCUUCUCCUGCCUAUCUAUCCGUAACUUCUUUUUUAAACUCCAGCCUGUGUGCCAAUAAAUCAGUAGCUGGAGUUCCUUGGUCAAAUUACAUAAUUUCGCUGGUUUUUGCACCUCUUGCUUGGAUACUUUGCAUUGCUUCUACUUGCAUUUGCAUUUCAGUGUUUGGAAGUUCAUUAUUGGGUCUAAACUAUGAACUUACCUCUGACAUCUCCAUCUAUUCAAUGGAUUUUGUCAAGUGGUGGGCAUUAUAUAAGACUCAAGAAAUUUCCUCUAAAAUUUUGGCAACACAUCUCAGAGGAACAGUGUUUCUGAACUAUUGGUUUGAGAUGUUGGGUGCAAGAAUUGGAUCAUCAGUUCUUCUUGACACAGUUGACAUCACAGACCCGGCUCUGGUGUCAAUCGGAGACGAAGUUGUUGUUGCAGAAGGUGUUUUGGUUCAAAGCCAUGAGGUAAAGAAAGGAGUUCUAAGUCUCCACCCCAUUAGGAUUGGAAAUUGUUCUUCUAUUGGACCUUAUGCUGUUGUUCAAAAAGGAAGUGUUGUUGGAGAAAGUGUUGAAGUACAGGCUUUGCAAAAGGUUGGCGGAGGUGAACAUGUGCUAAAGCCAAAUAACCUUGACAAUAUUGAUAAGAAUGCAGAUCUUCCUGUUAUUAACAGCAAAACUCAAUAUGAUACCAUCUACCACUUUAUGGGGAUCUAUCUUGUUGGUUUUCUCUCAUCACUUGCUGCAGCCAUUACAUAUUUCUUAUAUAUCAAAUUCUCCAAGCAUCCUCCAUCACUCCAACACUUUUCAUUUGUUUGCAUAUGCGGCGCUUUUCACUGGAUCCCGUUUACCGUCAUUGCAUAUGCUUCCAUGUUCCAUGAUAUCCCAACAAACCCCAUCACCUUUGCCAUUUCGUUUACCAGCGCCUACUUUCUUCAUAGUCUCAUGCUCAUCACUCUCAGCGCAGUUCUUACUCGUCUUCUCAUACUUAACCAAAACCAAACCGAAUUCAAAACCUGGCUUCAAUGCCGAAUAAACAUUUCUUGCCACCUUAGAUGUGCUAAGCUUCUCUCUGGAACAGAAGCCUUCUGCGUAUAUUUACGCCUUAUGGGAGCAAAAAUUGGCAAGCAUUGUUCCAUUAGAGCCAUCAACUCAGUUUCAAAUCCAGAGUUAAUGUCAAUUGGCGCCGGAGUCCAUCUCGGAGAUUUUAGCAAAAUGAUUACAGGGUUUCAUUCUUCCAACGGAUACACUCGUGGAAAAAUCGAAGUUCAAGAUAACUCGGUUAUUGGAAGUCAAAGCCUAAUUCUCCCUGGUUCUCUCAUCCAAAAGAAUGUGAUCCUUGGUGCACUUUCAAUAGCUCCAAUGAAUUCUAUACUCCAAGAGGGUGGUUUAUAUAUCGGUUCACAAUCCCAUAUAGCUAACUUAACUUCACCGUUGCACAAACAAGAAUCACCAAAAGUAACUUUCACAUUGACAAGGAAAUGGUAUCAAACCUUAUCAUCACUUUUCAUUCAGCCAUUUUUACAAACAGUUUUACCUCAUAUCUUAUUAGGAUUAUCAAUUUAUGCUCCUUUGAACUUGGUUUUCCACCUAAAGAACACCAAUAAAGUUCCAAUCUUUUGGCUACUUCCUUUGAUAUGGAUCCUCUCAGGUACUAUGGCUGCAUUAACAUGUGUUAUAGCCAAAUGGGUUCUUAUUGGAAGAAAGAAAAAUGGCGAAAAAGUAGCUAUAUGGAGUAAAAGCAUAAUCUUGGAUAGUACAUGGCAAGCUAUAAGAACAUUAACUGGUGAUUAUUUCAUGGAAAUGACAUGUGGGUCAUUUAUGUUUGUGAAAUGGAUGAAGAUGAUGGGUGUUGAUGUAGACAUGGAUGAUGGUGAUGUUUAUGUUGAUAGCAUGGGAGCAUUGUUGAACCCUGAGAUGGUUAAGAUAGAGAGAGGUGGUUGUGUGGGAAAAGAAGCAUUGUUGUUUGGACAUAUAUAUGAAGGCGAUGAAGGGGGGAUGGUGAAGUUUGGAGAGAUUAAGGUUUGUGAAGAUGGGUUUGUUGGGAGUAGGGCUAUGGUUAUGCCUGGUGUGAGAUUGGAGAAUGGGGCUAAUGUUGGUGCUUUGUCACUUGUAAUGAAAGGAGAAGUUGUUAGGUCAAGGUGA